Lepisosteus oculatus (spotted gar) is the source of this 3422-nucleotide messenger RNA. RefSeq names its product solute carrier family 38 member 11 (gene slc38a11). Gene Ontology annotation, biological process: amino acid transmembrane transport. Lineage: Eukaryota; Metazoa; Chordata; Actinopteri; Semionotiformes; Lepisosteidae. Gene Ontology annotation, molecular function: L-amino acid transmembrane transporter activity. The record is from RefSeq and is a predicted model, not a curated record.
GCUGCAGACAGUCGGUUGUUUUGAAAGAUUUCAGAUUUCUGACUAAAUGAAUGGAUGGAUUGAUGAAUGAAUUGCACUCAUUUUCUAUCAAAUUGGGAAGGUCAUCACAUGUGGAAAACCAGCCCGGCAAUAUCUUGAAAGAAAUAGGCGGGUACGAGAAGGAUAGUACUGUUCAGCCCUACUACAAUACGCUGCUGUAGCUGCCUCGUUCAGUUCAAAGGCAGGAAUGUACUGUAAGCCCAAAUAACUUUUCAUAGCGUCUGCGUCUUGUAGCUUUGUAACUUUCUAAAAGUCAAAUGAAUGAGAAAAUGGACACAAAUCAACUUUUACAGGACACGCUUCAACCAGUAGAAACCGACGACGGGAAAGCUUUGAUUCCUUCUAAAAAAUGUCAAGGUGAAGGUGGAACAAGCAGUUUUUCUUCAGCCAGCUUUAACUUUAUAAAUUCGAUCAUUGGAUCUGGAAUAAUAGGUCUGCCUUAUUCCAUGAAACAAGCUGGUUUUCCUCUAGGAAUUCUGCUCCUCUUUGGAGUUGCAUUUAUAACUGAUUAUUCAAUCAUCUUGCUCAUAAAAGGAGGAAAUAUAUCAGGAACCUGGACAUACCAGUCAUUAGUUAAUAGAGCAUUUGGCUUGACUGGAUAUGUUAUUUUAUCUGUCCUGCAGUUUUUAUAUCCUUUUAUUGCUAUGAUUAGUUACAACAUCGUCGCCGGUGAUACCCUUACUAAAGUGUUUUUGAGAAUACCUGGAGUUGGUCCAGACAGCCUAUUAGCAGAACGUCACUUUGUCAUCCUUCUAACAAGUAUUCUGUUCACUCUACCUCUGUCUCUAUAUCGUGACAUAUCCAAACUGGGAAAGGUUUCAUUACUCUCUCUGGUGUUAACUCUUGGAAUUCUUGUGAUUGUUAUUAUAAGAACAGCAACACUUGGGCCACAAAUCCCUGCAACAGACGAUGCAUGGACAUUUGCUCAGCCUAAUGCAAUUCAGGCUAUUGGGGUCAUGUCAUUUGCAUUUGUGUGCCAUCACAAUAGCUUUAUGAUUUAUGGCUCUCUUGAAAAUCGCACGCUUGGUAACUGGUCCUGCGUCACUCACACGUCAGUCCUCUCUGCAGUAGUUGUCAGCUUGCUUUUUGCAAUAUCCGGAUAUUCAACAUUUACGGGAUACACACAAGGUGACAUUUUUGAAAACUACUGUAAAAAUGAUAACCUGGCCACGGCGGGGCGAUUUUGCUAUGGGAUCAGUAUAUUUCUCACAUUCCCUAUUGAAUGUUUUGUGACACGGGAGGUGAUAUCCAAUAUGUUUUUUAAUGGGACCCUUACAACACUUGCCCAUGUUCUCCUGACCGUGGCUAUAAUGGCAGUUUCUACAGUCAUAUCCUUGGCUUUUGACUGUCUUGGGGUUGUUUUAGAACUAAAUGGAGUUCUGAGUGCCACCCCCCUUGUUUUUAUCAUCCCAACAGCAUGCUAUCUUAAGCUGUCUGAUGAGCGCUGGUAUCAUGGAGAUAGUCUGAUCUCAUGUUUGAUUCUCAUUGCUGGUGUUUUUGUAAUGAUAGCUGGUCUAGUCAUGACUAUCUUGUAUCCCCAAGAAUGCUCACAUGGAAAAGAAAUGUUUUACUGCUUGUCCUCCAAUUCCUCUGCCACCAAUAUCACAAUUUCCUCUAAUUUGAUAGAAACCCCAAACUGGAAUGCUAGCAUUGUUUAGAAAAAAAAAAUCAAGAAAUGCUUUUGUGUUUUCCCUCAAAAAAUCUUUUGCUGUUCUGUUCUUUGGGCUGUCUGAGUUGAGUUUCAAUGGGAAUCCCUUUUCAUUACUGGCCUUUAAAAGUUGUUAAAGUGUACCAUUUGGUACAUUUUAUUACAAUUAUCAAUUUAUAAUUUCCUGCUAAAAAUGUAAAAUGCUGCUUAUGGUGUGAACACUAUUUCUACUGAAUCUUCUAAUGAGAAAUAUUCAGUUUAAGAUCUUCCCUUAAUGUAUAAUAUGCUAAUGAACACUGUAUACAAAUACUCCAAUACUGCCUUGUUUGAUACUCCAUUGUCAUACAAAGCAUUUAAAAGGAAAAAUAUAUACAGUAGUGUCAUAUUUCAUGACAAAACAGAAGAGCCUUGCAUUCUUAAUUUAUCACCUUUAUUAUUAUUAUUGAAUGACAAUGCAGCACAACAUCUUGUUAUGAGAAAACUGGAAAUGAGUCUUUAAAAUUAAUUUCAGGUUUUGUAUUUCUACGUUUAUCAUUUUUAUCAUCCAUGUAUUAUCUGAAAGCUGCUUGUCCUAGAGAGCCGUGUGUCAGCCUGGAGCCUUGUAGGCAAGGAUGCAAACAUGAUGCAAGGCAGGAGGAAGAAUAAGAACACACAACUACUCAGCAUGUCUUUGGAAGAGCAUCUUGGGAGUCAAACCCAGGACCCAAGAACUCUAAGGCAGUGAUACUAUCUGCCACACCAUCAUGCAUCCUAUUUUGGAAUAAAGUUUUUAUGUUCCUACUACCAUGUUUUAUACGAAUUCAAACUGUACUCAUACAUAAUGACAGAAUGAACAAGUAGAUACAUAAUCUCCUAGAAAAUGACAUAACUCUUAGUAUUUCUUUUAUGUUACUAGUUCUGUAUUUGCAGGGAAUUAAUGAGUUGGAAAGAGGAAGUAGCUUACCUGCUUAAGCUUAAAAAAUAAUAUUUACAUGUUCUCCAACAAGGUAUUUAAUUUGAGCUUUGGUCUUGUUUUAUUGAACUAUUAAACCAAUUACUAAACCAUCUAAUUAUUGUAAGUUAUUUGUUAAAUGACAUUUAUGAAGCUCCUUAAUGCCUUUUACUGCACUUAUUUUAUUUUGAGGUUGUCAAAUAUCCCUUUUAUUUGAUCAUUUGUGGCUUCGACCUUUCUAGCAUAUUCUGUAACUUUAAAGCCAUCAUAUUUUAAUAUUGAUAUUGUGUAAUUGCAUUCCUAUGGUAAUGUAAGUUUGUAUGUGGCUUGCAAUACAACCUUUGUCAAUAGCUAAGCAACAACAAGCCCUGCUGAUGAUACGUGUCAUUAGAUUCUUUACUCAUGAGCUACAUAUGACCAUUUUGGGAUUUGCACUGAUUAUUUUAAACUACUCCAAAUGCUAUUUAACUUGGCUGGCUAUGGCAACAGCAUACAGAUUUGUUGCAUUUUUUCAUAAGUGAAAUUUGGCACAUCCCUGUGGUAUUUUUGUGGUGACACUACAUUUAUGUUUGAAGGUGUGGCAUUAUGUAUUUGACCUACUGUACACCAAUUGCAUAUUCUAUAAUCUGCCACAUUUGAGCUAUUUUGGGUUUACUAAAGGAAUAUUGAUAAUUGUAACAUUGUCUUUAACACUGUUAACACAAAACAAAGUUUCUCAGGUGGUGUUUUAUACAGUAUGUCUAGUGUAUUCUUGUAAACGUGGCAAAACAUUCUCAGACUUUGUUUUAUUUAAGACUAAAAUAA